CCAUUAAUUCAAAAGCCAGCAAAGAACAUGAAAUACUACUGCCCAAUAUUGUUGCUAAUUGCGUUUGGCGUGCUGCAGCAGACAAAUGGCCAUGGCAUGAUGCUGAAUCCAGCGGGUCGUUCAUCGCGCUGGCGUGACGAUUCUUCCGCACCUACGAACUAUGACGACAAUGCACUUUAUUGUGGUGGACUUUGGAAACUUGUGGAGAAUAAAGCUUGCGGCUUGUGCGGCGAUGACUACAGCAUGAGCGUGCCCAGACCCAAUGAACUUGGUGGCACGUAUGGUCAGGGUAAGAUUGUGCGAAGCUACUAUGCCUCCGGCUUUGUCUACGUUAAUGUGCUCAUUACCGUAAAUCAUCUGGGAUACUUUAAAUUUGAGCUCUGCAACUUGGAUGAAUUUGGCAGCGAGUCUGAAGAAUGCUUCCAAAAGAAUCCCUUAGAGUUUCUCAAUGGCAGCAACAAAUAUGAAAUUGGAGAGAGAAGAGGCGAAAUACCCGUAGCUAUAAAGUUGACUGAGGGAUUAGUCUGCAAGCAUUGUGUAUUACGUUGGACCUAUACGGCGGGUAACAACUGGGGCGCUGAUCAGGAGACCUUUAAGAACUGUGCGGAUAUUAGCAUAUUGGGAUCUGCUCGAAGUGUUAUUGAUAACUCUGUUCAAGCUGAGUUGCCUGUGGAAGUCCAAGAAGCUGCUGAAGCUUAAACAAAUAAAUAAUUA
Drosophila busckii is the source of this 714-nucleotide messenger RNA. RefSeq lists its product as uncharacterized. Lineage: Eukaryota; Metazoa; Arthropoda; Insecta; Diptera; Drosophilidae. The record is from RefSeq and is a predicted model, not a curated record. The transcript has 3 exons. The coding region runs from base 28 to 699 and encodes 223 amino acids.